Messenger RNA from Camellia sinensis, 567 nucleotides. RefSeq lists its product as uncharacterized. The record is from RefSeq and is a predicted model, not a curated record. NCBI's taxonomy places the organism in Eukaryota, Viridiplantae, Streptophyta, Magnoliopsida, Ericales, Theaceae.
AUGGUAGAUAGUGAUGGGAAUUGUGGUUUUAGAGCUAUUGCGGGUUUACUUGAUCUUGGAAAGAAUGACUGGGUGCAAGUUAGGCGUGAUCUGCUACAUGAAUUGAAUAAUCACAAAGAUGAAUACGUCAUACUAUACGGGUCGCAUGAAAGGGUUGAGAAGCUGACACACAUCCUUUUAUAUUUUGAAGAUAGCCCAUGCUUUGAUUGUUGGAUGACUAUGCCUGACAUGGGGCAUCUUAUUGCAUCAUUUUAUAAUGUAGUCUUGUACCACUUGUCAUUGCAACAGUGCCUCACUUUUAUACAUUUGAGAUCACCGCUAGUAACCCUAGCUGAUCGUCGCGAGAUUGCCAUUGGAUUUGUCAAUGGAAAUCAUUUUGUGCAUAUGAAUGCAUUUUUGGAGGCCGGUCAUCCAGUUCUUUUCAUUGCUGUGCUUUGUCAAGUUCACCAUCACCCUUGUGCAUUAGAAUGGGAGAAUGCAUAUGUUAGCCGCGUUCAACAAUUCAAAGACAACAUAGGACCUAGUGUUGCUACUCGCGAGACAUUUGAUGUAGUUGACAUAGAUUGA